This is a messenger RNA of Amphibalanus amphitrite, 2539 nucleotides long. RefSeq lists its product as uncharacterized. The transcript is spliced from 9 exons. Gene Ontology annotation, molecular function: protein binding. The record is from RefSeq and is a predicted model, not a curated record. Lineage: Eukaryota; Metazoa; Arthropoda; Thecostraca; Balanomorpha; Balanidae. Bases 58 to 1707 code for a protein of 549 amino acids.
UUGUCAGAACCAGAGGUGGAACUGACUCCCGAAGAAAUAAACUCCUUGCGCGAAGAAAUGAAUUCUGCGCGUGAAGAAAUCAACUCCCUGGGUGAAGAAAUCAACUCCCUGCGUGACGAAAUGAACUCUCCGCGUGAAGAAAUCAACUCUCUGCAUGAAGAAAUGAACUCUUCGCGUGAAGAAAUCGACUCCGCGCGUGAAGAAAUCGACUCCGCGCGUGAAGAAAUCGACUCCGCGCGUGAAGAAAUGGAGGCUGUGCGUGAACUAAUGGCUGAACUGAGAAGAGAAAUAGAUGCUCUAAAGGAGGAGAUGACAAGCGCUCAGGAGGAGAACGUCGAGGUGCGCUGUGAGGUGGCGCGCCUGCGCCAGGCGCUGGUGGAGGAGCGCGCCGCUCGCCAGGACGCCGUGGAGGAUCUGCGACGGGAGAUCCGCCUAGGAUCGGCGCCUUCCGGCCGCUCCCAGGGUGACGGCGAGGCGGAGCUGGCGCCACUGAAGGACGACACGUGUGACAAGUGUGACGCCAUCAGCACCUGUGACGUCACAAUCCCGACUGCUGAGGAGGCGCGACCGGCGGCGCCUGUGCCUCGCGAGGCCAACAUCUACCACCUGGACGCCGAGCUGCUGAAGAUGGUGCUGAGCAAGAUGGACUGCUGGGAGAUGUUCCGCGCCAGGCGGGUCUGCCAUCGGUGGCGGUCCGCCGUCGACGAUAUCGUCAGCGACUGUCGGCGGGAGCUAACCGAUCGGCAAACCCGCGAUGGAAAGGUCCCUGCGCCGGCCACGAGCCUAGAGUUCGUAUUGAAGGUGCAGGACCAGCCGGGGAUGACCGAACUGCGGGCGCCGACCGCUGAGACGGACACCGACCUCCGACUGGUCGCGGCCACCUGCCACGCUCUGCAGACAGCCAACCUGCGCGGCUUCAAGCUGCGGGUCUCUGCCCUGCGCCGGCUGGCGCGUGCCAACGCCUCCAGUCUGCGUGAGCUGACGCUGCCGGCCGGUGUCAGCGACUGGCAGCUGGAGGCGCUGCUGGAGCCGCUGAAGGCUCUGGAGCAGCUCGAUGUGAGCCCACCCGUGAACAGCACCGGCAAGUGGCUGCGGCUGCUGCCCAAGUCGCUGACGAGGCUGGACAUCACUGGGUCGGGGAUGACUCGCCCACGGGUGAACAACAGGCGCCUUUCGGACGGACUGCUGGUCGGUGUACAGCUAGCGACGGACACACUCCUGUACCAGCUGGCUGUUCUGGAGACCUGCACUGAGUGCACAGUCACCAAACUGCUCAUAAAACGCUCACCGUCCGUGACACCGGAAGCGACGGUACGCCUCCUGGCUACCCUCGCCGACUUGAGGUUUGUCGUUCUUGAUGGAGCAAGCGCCAUUUCCUGUGCUGUGCUAGCAGCCCUUCACUGCUGUGCGCAGCUGGAAACGGUGCAGCUCUAUGACACCCGGCCCGUCACGGACAUCCCUGCCCUGACCCAGUCAGAGGUGGCAGCGGUCAGCAGGAUGGCAGUGACUUGCGGGCUACUGAAGUGGCUGUUCAUUGGAUUUUCAGCUGAAAACUGUGAACUUAUCUUGACCGCCCUGCACGAGACAGACCUAGGAUGUGAUGACAAGGGUCUGUCCCGUACCAUCGAUUUCAGGGUCCCAAAGUCUGUAUACCUCAAGGUUACUUCGCCUCCCAGUGGCAGUAAAAUCACCGUGUGCCCCUACUAGAAGCCCGGCCUCUCAGUGCCUCGACCGCUCCGGUGUCGGAACUCGACAACAGAUGGCAGCACCGUGUCCCGUCGACAGCGCUCUACUGAACAAAGUGCACAUCUACAGUUUUUACGGCCAAAUGUUGACAGUGCACACACUUCAGUAAUAGUGCAACUGAUUUCGACAGUUUGCCAUGACAGACUAUGCUGUAUUGUCGAAAUCGCCUGCACUUUACUGGAAUGUGUGCACUGUCGCCUAAAUUGGGCGUAAAAAGGUGUAGACUUCCACAUCCAGAAUGAUUUCGAGCCGCCCCGUCGCAUGGGGCCAGAUCCGCGGGUACUUCACCGCCGUGCUCGGCCGAUUAGUUUCAGUCCCCGCCUGAAGGCUGAUCAUUUGAUUUGAGCACAGAUUGGAACGUUUGUUGACGCUGCCUUCAUAGACAGUCAGGGUAUGUUUAGUAUCCGAGAUUGAUCACGCUCGGGGCCACUGUCCAGCCGUCGGUAAACCGUUGUCACCGUGUCGGUGGUACCGCCGUGGUGACGUCACGUGUGUUGUGACGUCACGCCGCUAUGCUGUUGUGGCGCAUUCCGUUUAGACCAGAGAGUCGUUGGAGCUAGCCGGUCCAGGCGAUAUCGGACCUCGCCGUCACUGUGUCGUUGGUCCGGUCUGCUGUGGUUCGUUUAGACCAGAUAUGUCCGGCUCGGGAUGUCACGGGCUAUGAUAAUCGCGAUGGAAAGAUACGAUCGGUGGCUCAGAGGGGUUCCUCAAGGAAGCCUUUUUGGACCUCUUGUCAGUGCAUGUCAGGACUGAGGUGUUGAAUACACAACCUUUGCUGAAGUGGCCACCCCAA